This is a messenger RNA of Pangasianodon hypophthalmus (striped catfish), 4934 nucleotides long. RefSeq lists its product as uncharacterized. Gene Ontology annotation, cellular component: actomyosin contractile ring. The record is from RefSeq and is a predicted model, not a curated record. Lineage: Eukaryota; Metazoa; Chordata; Actinopteri; Siluriformes; Pangasiidae. Gene Ontology annotation, biological process: mitotic cytokinesis; septin ring organization; actomyosin contractile ring assembly. Bases 170 to 2980 code for a protein of 936 amino acids. The transcript is spliced from 24 exons.
UCACGAGAAACCGCCGUGUGUUGUUUCAGUCCUGUCACUGAGUGUAAUUAAAGGUGAGAAGUAUUCUUAGCAGUAAAAGCGCUAUGCUAGUGCAGCUAGCCUGCUAGCGUUAGUGCCGGAGGUUCUGUGAGCUGGUUCUGAUUCGCUCUGGUUCUGGCAGGAGGAGAGGAUGGAAAAGCAGGCGGAUAAAAACCCAAAGAGACAGAGAGACCCGCUGGAGGAGAACAUCCCCGCCUCUAAUGAGCUCGAGGCGGUGUUAAAGAGACGGCGCUUGGCUGCAGGAGGAGUCGAGAAUCAUAACCCCGAGCAGCGAGCUGUGAGGUCUCCGGCCCGGUCGCGGCACGUGGAGUCGGAGGUGAAACCGGACACGCCCGCCAUCGCCUCGGUCCGACUCCGAGUUCAGCAGCUCGCCCAGAGACGGGAUGGUGGGGCUGCGCUGGUCCAGCGCUGUAUGUCAGACCCCGGGGCAGAGAGUCCCUCCAGCACUUUACUGCGAGACGUCUGUCACAUCGGUGAAGGAGAGUUUAUCUCUCGGUUGGAGCGCUUUAAGACCCCGACCCCAGAGAGCAGCCCCGCCCCGGCCACGCCCAGCACACGCCAGCUCUCCAGCUUUGUCCACAACAUGCAGCAGCAGCUCAACGCCACCGCGACCCCCAGCAGCAAGGAGGCGUCCCGCAUACGCCAGGCUCGAGAGGAUGAGCUGAAGUCACUCAGGGUGCAGCCUCUCACAGAGAACAUGUGGCUCAAGAGGAGCUUCUCUGACCCUUCACUGGCUGAGAGAGUUACGCCUCCGAGCAGCUCUUGCGUUUGCCAGCGGACCAGAGCAAUGCCUUGGCCUCCAUUACAGUUUGAGAACGACGACUCCAGCAUCGAUUUCAAAGAAUCUGAAUGCAGUUUAAACUUCAGUGGCGUGAAUGAGACGAUGGGAGACAGUUUCAGCAUCUCGUCUACCUUCACUGCAGAGACACAGCCUCCUGCUACAGCGCUUUGUGCUCCAGAUUCCGUGGUGCGUCCUCAUGAGGGAAUGAGCACUUCUGCCUUAAUCGACAAGAUGUUCGAAGACGUCUUGCAGGCCGCCGACAGAGAAGAGGAAGAAGAGAAAGAGGAAGAAGAGCGAGGGAAUGACACCGCCGACAGAGAAGAGGAAGAAGAGAAAGAGGAAGAAGAGCGAGGGAAUGACACCGCCGACAGAGAAGAGGAAGAAGAGAAAGAGGAAGAAGAGCGAGGGAAUGACAGCAGUGUGUCUGAGAGCAGAGAGGAAGCUGACGUGGAGACUGCUGAAACUGAGCCGAAGUUGAAAUCUCCGAGUCCUAGCCCUGGAGGAGAUGCAGAAGCUUGUGACGGAGAACAGAAAGAGUGCGAGAACUGGAACGAAGAAGAGGAAGUGGCUGGAGAGAGAGAGGAGAGCGCAGUGUGUAAUGAGGAAGACUUCCUGUCUCUCCCGCCGAGCUGCGUCCUCUCUCCCCUCAGCAAGUCUGUCGAAGCCGUCGUCACGCCGAUGAGGUUGACUGCCACUGCGCCUCCUCCCAUGGUGCCGUGUGAUCCUGCAGAGGAAGAGGCCACGCCCCCUGCGCCACCUCUGUACAGUAUUGAUGCGUACCGCUCUCAGAGAAAGAUUCCUCCUCCGUCCUCUCAGAGUGUUACUCCUGGAGUUCAGAAACAGCGUGGUGAGAAAUCUCGCAUCAAACCGACCGUCAACACCAAGGAAACCAUAAAGGCUCUCAGUGACGAGGCGUCCAAGCUGCAGACUGUUAUAAACCAGACUCUCCAGGCCCUGAGCUGCUGCAGUGAUGAAGAACACGGCAAAGGAUCUCUGCAGGAGGCAGAAGCUGAGAAACUCCUGCUUGUUUCCAGUGAGAAGCGUGCGGCUCUGCUGGCCGAGAUCAGUCGCCUGAGAGAGGGAGGAGCGGGACGAGAGCCGGACCUCCACCCUGUCCGUCUGCAGCCCUGUAGAGGCACCGUCAGCAUCAACAACAUCCAGCUGCCCCUCAAGGUGGAGUUUGUGUGCUCCGCCCGCACAGCUCGUCCUACUCACUACUUUUUCAUCCUGAUCCGUUACGGAGCGUGUAACAUCGUGGCCACUCCGCUGGCGACUGCUGCUGACGCUGAGAACGGAGACACCAUCACCUUCCCCACCUCCAUCACACUGCAGGACAUUCGCUCUAACUUUGAGAUUGAUGUAGAAGUCUACAGCCUGUGCAACAGCGCAGCGAACAGCAGCAGCGCUAACGUUCAACAGCACCGCAGUUCCACUCGAUCAAAAGCGACACCAAAGAAGCUACUCAGCAGCAUUAAGAAAUCCAACCCGUGUUCCACUACUGGAGCUUCAUCUGCUCUGGAUCCUCAGCGCUCCAGUAACUUCUCUCUAGUGGGUUCUCACAAGAUCACGCUCUCCUCGCUGGGGCAGAGCAAGUUCCUGCUGGACAAGAUGAAGUUUGAGGGCAAAAUCAGGCGACUCCUGGGAGAUGAGUUUCAGGAAAAGGUGCCCUUCCUGUCUCCCCUGGAGGGUCACAUCUACCUGCGGCUGCACAGUGACAGUCACUCCAACGUACAGCACCAAGGAUUUCUGACCAUGUUUGAGGAUGUGAGUGGGUUUGGAGCGUGGCAGCGUCUCUUCUUUAAGCUAGAAGGAGGUAUUCUGUAUUACUGGAACUACCCCAAUGAGACGAGCGGCAAGCCAGCAGAGGGCAGCAUCUCUCUGUGUGGCUUUGACAGCGUGAGGCCUGUGGAGAGGGACUCCUGCGCCCGGCCUCACACCUUUGAACUGGUGAACUCUAGGACCCUGCAGCAAGACCAAAGCCACACCUUAACCAAGAGCUGGUUCUCAGCAGACACUCGUGAGGAACGAGCAGACUGGAUGGAGAAGCUGAACCAGGUGCUGCUGGACCUCCACACAUGGAGCCGGCGAGCUGCUGGAGGAGAGAACGACCGAGCCAACAUCUCGUCUAUCACGGCAACGUCACGGGAAAGCGUCCUGUAGCACGUUACUGAUACACACACUGACACCAGAUACACCUGUGAAAGCAAUUAUCACUCAGUGUGAAGAGUAAAACACCCCGAGUCUGACGGACCGAGCAGCUUAGAGCCGUGUGAGAGUGUGAGAGUGUGAGAGUGCGUGAGGGUGCGUGAGGGUGCGUGAGGGUGCGUGAGGGUGCGUGAGGGUGCGUGAGAGUGCGAGAGAGUGCGAGAGAGUGCGAGAGAGAGUGCGAGAGAGAGUGCGAGAGAGAGUGCGAGAGAGUGUGAGAGAGUGUGAGAGAGUGUGAGAGAGAGUGUGAGAGAGUGUGAGAGAGUGUGAGAGAGUGUGAGAGAGUGUGAGAGAGUGUGUGAGAGUGCGUGAGAGUGCGUGAGAGAGCGUGAGAUUCUACAUGUUUUAAACAUCACAGUGUAACAGUAAUAUCUCCACACUGAUUCACACAACAAAGCUCCAGUGUGAUGAUACAAAGCUACUAAUACUUUACAUUUAUCUUAUAUUCUGAGUGGAAGCGGAUUUUUGUUCUCUCUCUCUCGCGCGCUCUCUCUCUCUCUCUCUCUCUCUCUCUCUCUCUCUCUCUCUCUCUCUCUCUCUCUCUCUCUCUCUGUGUGUGUGUGUCUCUUUCUCUCUCUCUCUCUCUGUCUCUGUGUGUGUCUCUCUCUCUCUCUCUCUCUCUCUGUCUCUGUGCAUGUGUGUCUCUCUCUCUCUUUCUCUCGCUCUCUCUCUCUCUCUCGCUCUCUCUCUCGCUCUCGCUGUCUCUCUCUCUGAUCAGUCUCGGUGGAGGUCCAUUUUCUCAGGUUUAAUGAAGAAAAAUGUUCAUAAGUACGUUAACGGUAUUGUGGGUCCUUUUUCGCACCGUGUAGGUGUUUAUUAUUAUCAGCUCUAUUUUGCGUAAGAAGGGAGAAUCAGUUUUAUUUGCACAUGUGAAGUGCGUAAUCUUUACUAAAUCCUCUUAUUUCAACAGAGUAUUCCAAUUUUUUAUUUUAUUGCCUUUCAUAACAAAUCUUUGCUGAUUACAGAUUCACUCUAUCAGUGUUUAGAUUGUAUAAUGAGGUUGAGUUUUUUUCUAUAAGCCUUAUAUUCUGUAAUUAUCGCCUAUGUUCAGGAGAGACACUAACAUCAGGGGAGAAAUGAAGCAACACUACAGAUUAAAUAAUUAUCUGGUUUUUUGUGCAUUAGUGAUGGCUGUGGUGUUUGUGGAUUGUUGAGCAGCGGCUUGUUUUGGAUUAAACACUAAAUUAUAUAAAUUAUAUACUGGACUGUUAAUUAGCACACAAUAUAAACGAGUGUAUUGUUUACUUGUUUACUCUUCUGUGUUUCCUGUUUCUGUAUGUUAUUUUCUCCUGUCCACUGACUGUAUGUUAAACUCUGCUAUAGCUCCUACAGAAUAAAUAUGGCUAAUACGACCUACACGUAGGAGUUUAUUGUUUUCUGAAAUUGCGCUUCUUUCUCUUCAUCCUGAUUUUACGUUCCAGCCGUUGUAAAGUUUCUGGAAAAACCAAAACGCUAAAGUUUAUAAAAAAAAAAAAAAAUCAGUGGCAAGUGAAAAUAUCUUGAAUAUUGUCAGAUAUAUCUAGUAUUUCUGUUAAAGGAUUACAAUAAACCAAAUAUGAGAUUAUUAAACCUAUUUCUAGACAUUUUUGCUCAUAUCAAGCUUGAUAUUUUAUCAUUCUAUUAGCAGAUCCUUUUGAUUCUAUCUCGAAAUAAAUGCUUCAAAUGAGCAAAAUUAUCUAAUAAUACAAUAAGAAAAGUAAAAGCUUAAAAUGAGUAAAAAUGUGUAGACAUAGUUUUAAUAAUCUUAUAUUUGGAAAUAGGAAAUAUUACACAGAUCUGACAAUAUUCGAGGUAAUUUCACUUCCUAGAGUAAGAUGAUGUUUUUUGCAGUAUGUUUACAUUAAAACAAUGUUCAUGUGUAAACACAAAAAAAUGAAGAAAAUAAAACAUUACUGUAAUAUUCACAAUA